Molecule: messenger RNA, 756 nt
Organism: Agrilus planipennis (emerald ash borer)
Lineage: Eukaryota; Metazoa; Arthropoda; Insecta; Coleoptera; Buprestidae
Exons: 5
Coding region: 203-676 (157 amino acids)
Cellular component (GO): membrane
Source: RefSeq, a predicted model, not a curated record
UUGUCAAAUGUGUUGUGCAGCGUACCAUUUAUAAUAUUUGAGGGUAAAAACAGUCAAAUUGUUAAAUAUACAUAAUUCCGAUGUCGAUGUCUGAUAAAAUGGUAAUGGUGCCUGUUUCGUCGAAUAGUAGUUUGCGUGCGUAAUUAAAAAUUGAUGCAAAAUAUAAUUUUUUUGAGUGAUUUUUUUCCCGACCCUUUUUACAAUGCCUACGUUUUCCAGGAAAAUCCACACAACUUGGCUCAGCGUUUUCACCGGAAUUAUUUUGUUCUUUGCGACACUUGUCUUCUAUAUAACGGUCCAUCUGGUGGUGACUGUUGUCAUAUUUGUUAAAUAUAGAAAAGUUCCUGGUGAAACCGGGACACUCUUUAGUGAAAUGAAACAAGGGCUGAGCCAUAGCUUUUUUCUAUAUCGUACAAUCGGCUACGACUUGGUCGAUGAAGUUCAAAAACAGUAUAAAUGUUGUGGUGUUAUCGGAUCUAAUGAAUAUCAGGAAGUUCCAAAUAGUUGCUGUGAGGGUAAGGGCAGCUGUUCCCAUUCAGAUGCAUUCAAAAAGGGCUGUCUUGAAGUAAUGUUUAAGGAGCAACAAACAUACGGUUAUCUGUUUGGUUUAAUUCAUGUUAUACUGCUUCUUUGCGAGAUUACUGCAGCUGUCUUGUCCUUUUAUUUGAUACUUUGAGAGAGUAAACAUAAUAAAUACAAGGCUACAUAGUAAAAGUUGAAAAAUCGAUUAACCUAUGGUGCACUCUACAUUGUAAU